AUGGAGCAACAAAGACUGUCUGGCCUUAGUAUUGGUAAAGAAAAAUCUAAAAAGUUGGUGCAAAUUUGGAAACUUAUACAAGAUGAUGGUCGUGGAGGAGGAGGAGGCGGUGUUACAAGUGGAGGAGGAGGUGGUGACGAAGGUGGAGGGGGAGGUGGUGACGAAGGUGGAGGGGGAGGUGGUGGCGAAGGUGUGACAAAUGGAGGGGGAGGUGAUGGUGGAGGGGGAGGAGGUGGUGUAAUAAGGGGAGAAGGAGAUGGUGGCGAAGGUGAAAUUGGUGGUGGGAUAGGAUAUAAUGAAGGUGGCGAGUCAGGAGGAAAUAAUGGUGGUGAUUCUAUAGGUGGUAAUAAUGUUGGUGAUUCUAUAGGUGGUAAUAAUGGUGAUGAGAUUGGAGGUGACAAUGGAGGUAAUGUUGUUGGUGGCAGAACUGGUGGUAAGUCAGGAGAUAAUGGUGGUGCUUCUACUGGAGGAGAUAAUGGUGGUGAGACUGGAGGUAACAAUGGAGGUAAUGUUAAGGGUGGAAAUAAUGGUGGUGAGAUAGGAGAUAACGAUGGUGGUGAGUCAGGAGGUGAUAAUGGAGGUAAUGUUGCUGGUGGCAGAACUGGUGGUAAGUCAGGAGAUAAUGGUGGUGCUUCUACUGGAGGAGAUAAUGGUGGUGAGACUGGAGGUAACAAUGGAGGUAAUGUUAAGGGUGGAAAUAAUGGUGGUGAGAUAGGAGAUAACGAUGGUGGUGAGUCAGAAGGUGAUAAUGGUGGUGAGUCUAUAGGUGGUAAUAAUGGUGGUGAGAUAGGAGGUGAUAACGGAGGCAACAAUGAUGGUGUGAUAGGAGGUAACAAUGGUGGUAAAUCAGAAGGUGACUCUAAGGGUGGAAAAAGUGGUGGAGAGACAGGAGGUGGCAAUGGAGCUAACGUUGAAGGUGGGAAUAAUGGUGGUGAGUUAGGAGGUAAAGAUGGUGAUAAGUCAGGAGGUAAUGGUGACUCUAUAGGUGGUAAUAAUGGUGGUGAGACCGGAGGUGACAACGGAGGUAACGUUGAAGGUGGUAACAGUGGUGGUGAGUCAGGAGGUGAUAAUGGUGGUGACUCUAUAGGUGACAAUAAUGGUGGCAAGAAAGAAGGUGACAAUGGUGGUGUAAUAGGAGGUAACAAUGGUGGAAAGUCAGGAGGUGACUCUAAGGGUGAGAAAAAUGGUGGAGAGAUAGGAGGUGAUAAUGGAGGUAAUGUUGAAGGCGGCAUUACUGAUGGUGAAAUAGGAGGAAACACUGGUGGUGAGUCAGGAGGUGACAAUGGUGGUGACUCUAGAGGUGACAAUGGAGGCAAUAUUGUGGGCGGUAACAACGGUGGUGUAAUAGGAGGUAACAAUGGUGAUAAGUCAGGAGGUGACCCUAAGGGUGAAAAAAGUGGUGGAGAGAUGGGAGGUAACAUUGAGGGUGACAAUAAUGGUGGUGAGAUAGGAAGUAAAGAUGGUGAUAAGUCAGGAGCUAAUGGAAACAACGUUGAAGGUGACAAUAAUGGGGGUGAGAUUGGAGGUAAUGAUGGUGAAUCAGAAGGUGGUGGUGUGAUAGGAGGAGGUGGUGGUGGUGGUGUGAUAGGAGGUGGUGGUGGUGUCUUAUGUAUUGGAAGUGGUGGGAUGUAA
This is a messenger RNA of Vigna angularis (adzuki bean), 1632 nucleotides long. RefSeq lists its product as uncharacterized. The record is from RefSeq and is a predicted model, not a curated record. The transcript has a single exon. The coding region runs from base 1 to 1632 and encodes 543 amino acids. NCBI's taxonomy places the organism in Eukaryota, Viridiplantae, Streptophyta, Magnoliopsida, Fabales, Fabaceae.